This is a messenger RNA of Pseudomassariella vexata, 2262 nucleotides long. RefSeq names its product ABC transporter. Bases 1 to 2262 code for a protein of 753 amino acids. The record is from RefSeq and is a predicted model, not a curated record. The transcript is spliced from 3 exons. NCBI's taxonomy places the organism in Eukaryota, Fungi, Ascomycota, Sordariomycetes, Amphisphaeriales, Pseudomassariaceae. Gene Ontology annotation, molecular function: ATP binding; ATP hydrolysis activity.
AUGGACGCCGAUAUCAGAGCCGUGCUUCCGGACAUCGACCCGAUCGUAUCGGAAUAUUCGGUUGGCUACCUGAGGCAUGCAUCCACCGCGUGGACCGGCGGCGAUGAUGAGUCGACCGGGCUGUCGCCGCUCGCCGACGCUGCGACUGCCAUCACUGAACUCCUGAUUUCUGCCUCCGGCAAUGCACCGGGUCCCGAGCAGCAGAAGAUUGCCUCUCUCGUCAAGAAAUGGGUCGAGAAAUAUGAGACUGCCAACAGUGAAAAUGGCGAUCGCAGGGGCCCUUCGGCCAUCAAGCGUCUCGACCAAGCCAUCCAGGUAGGAGCGCAACGCAACAUGUCCUCGACUCUUGCUGUGGCCACAGGAAGUGUCGAUCUCGAGUCGGCCAACGCGCGCAAGGUCGAGUCCAAGGUCGACCGCAAGAAACUCGAGAAGGCGGAGCGCAAGAUCGCCGCCAAGUUGAGCAAGAAGCAGUUCAAGAAUGUCGAGUACGAGGCGUCCAAGCUGCUCAACCAAACGGACGACGCACAAUCGUAUGAGGAAUUCUACAUGGCUGUGAACCCUCUGCAGCUGGGUGGUACCGGCCAGGCCAAGAGUAAAGAUAUCAAGAUUGACAACAUCGAUGUGGCUAUUGGUGGCUUAAGAAUCUUGACCGACACCAAUUUGACCCUCGCAUAUGGCCGCCGCUAUGGUUUGGUUGGUAACAACGGUGUGGGUAAAUCCACGCUUUUGCGCGCGCUUUCCAGACGUGAAGUACCCAUUCCAACUCAUAUCUCGAUUCUCCACGUUGAGCAAGAGCUUACUGGAGAUGAUACGUCUGCUAUACAGGCUGUGCUGGACGCCGAUGUCUGGAGAAAGGUGUUGCUCAAGGAACAGAUUGAUCUUACUACACGGCUGGCCGAUAUAGAGUCUCAGCGAUCUUCUAUGGCCGAUACCUCUGCCGACGCUGCCAGGCUGGAUCGGGAUCGUGAGGCCCUUGACCAGAAGCUUGGAGAUGUACAGGGCAAAUUGUCAGAGAUGGAAUCCGACAAGGCCGAGUCAAGAGCCGCCAGUAUCCUGGCUGGUCUUGGCUUCUCCCCUGAGCGGCAACAAUUUGCUACCAAGACCUUCUCUGGUGGUUGGCGUAUGCGUCUGGCGCUGGCCAGAGCUCUUUUCUGUGAACCCGACUUGCUACUGCUUGACGAACCCUCCAACAUGUUGGAUGUUCCGUCCAUUACUUUCCUUUCCAACUAUCUGCAGGGCUACCCUAGCACUGUUUUUGUGGUCAGUCACGACAGAGCCUUCCUAGACGAAGUGGCGACCGAUAUUAUCCACCAGCAUUCUGAACGGUUGGACUACUACCGAGGAGCCAAUUUCAACUCCUUUUAUGCAACGAGAGAGGAGCGCAAGAAGAUUGCGAAACGAGAAUACGAAAACAAUGUGGCACAGCGUGCUCAUUUGCAGGCUUUCAUCGACAAGUUCCGAUACAAUGCGGGCAAGGCCGCAGAAGCACAAUCUCGCAUCAAGAAGUUGGAACGCAUGCCUAUUCUUGAGGCGCCAGAAGCAGAAUACAGCGUCAAAUUCAAGUUCCCAGAGGUGGAAAAGCUGUCCCCGCCAAUCGUCCAAAUGUCUGGCGUUACAUUCGGUUAUACCCCAGAGAGGAUCCUGCUAGAGAACGUCGACCUCGAUGUCCAGUUAGACUCGCGGAUUGGUAUCGUUGGGCCAAACGGUGCUGGUAAAACAACCAUCCUGAAGCUCCUGAUUGGCAAGCUGUCCCCAACGAAGGGUCUUAUCUCUCAACACUCUCGCUUGCGGAUUGGGUUCUUUGCACAGCACCACGUCGACGCUCUCGAUCUCACAACGAGCGCCGUCAGUUUCAUGGCAAAGGAGUACCCAGGACGCACUGACGAAGAAUACCGUCGCCAGCUGGGUGCCUUCGGCAUCACAGGCACGACGGGUCUCCAGAAGAUGGAAGUGCUUUCCGGUGGUCAGAAGUCGCGUGUGGCCUUUGCAUGCCUGGCCCUCACCAACCCGCACAUCCUCGUGCUUGACGAACCGUCUAACCAUCUUGAUAUCGAGGCUAUGGAUGCCCUGGCCGAUGCGCUGAAUGAGUUUCAGGGCGGUGUUCUCAUGGUUUCUCACGAUGUUACUAUGCUCCAGAAUGUAUGCAAGAGUCUGUGGGUUUGCGAGAAUGGGACGGUUUGGAAGUUCCCUGGUGAUGUUCAGCAAUACAAAAAGAGGAUUGCUGAGCAGGCGGAUUCUGCUGGUGUUGUUGCGGCGCAUUAG